Molecule: messenger RNA, 2100 nt
Organism: Mesocricetus auratus (golden hamster)
Lineage: Eukaryota; Metazoa; Chordata; Mammalia; Rodentia; Cricetidae
Product: heterogeneous nuclear ribonucleoprotein D0-like
Molecular function (GO): RNA binding
Source: RefSeq, a predicted model, not a curated record
AUGUCUAAGUCGGCAUCACCCAAGGAGCCUGAACAGCUGCGGAAACUCUUCAUUGGAGGGCUGAGCCCCGACACAACCGACCAGAGUCUAAGAACCCAUUUUGAGCAAUGGGGAACGCUCACCGACUGUGUGGUGAAGAGGGAUCCAAACACCAAGCAAUCCAGGGGCUUUGGGUUUGUCACCUACGCCACCGUGGGAGAGGUGGACGCUGCUAUGAAUGCGAGACCACACAAGGUGGAUGGAAAAGUUGUGGAAGCUAAGAGAGCCAUUUCUAGAGAAGAUUCCUGGAGACCAGGUGCCCUCCUAACUGUGAACAAGAUCUUCGUGGGUGGUAUUAAAGACGACACGGAAGAACAGCACCUGCGAGAUUACUUUGAGCAGUAUGGGAAAAUUGAAUUGAUUGAAUUUGUUACAGACAGAGGCAGUGGGAGAAGAAGAGGGUUUGCUUUUGUCACCUUUGAUGACCAUGACCCUGUGGACAAGGUUGUUAUUCAGAAAGACCAUACUGUGAACGGCCACCACUGUGAAGUGAGAAAAGCCCUGUCAAAGCGAGAGAUGGCUAGACUUCGAAGUGGUUCCGGAAACUUUGACGGUGGCCGUGGAGGUGGUUUUGGCAGUAAUGACGAUUAUGGUGGAGGGGGAAACUUCAGGGGUGGUGGUGGAUUCCAUGGUAGACGUGGUGGUGGCUAUGGUGGCAGUGGGGGUGGCUCUAAUGGAUUUGGUAAUGCUGGAAGCAAUUGUGGCAAGAGCUCCCGUCCUAAUGGUGGAAGCCAACACUUUGCUAAACCAGGAUACCAAAGUGGCUGUGGUGGUUCCAGCACCAACAGUACCUAUGGCAGUGGCAGGAGAUUCCAAUUGCAGCCAGGGAACAAACUCGACCUAAGAAGCAUCGCUGAAGACUCUCAUUUCCGUGCUAUCAUGUCUAAGUCGGAGUCACCCAAGGAGCCUGAACAGCUGCGGAAACUCUUCAUCGGAGGGCUGAGCCUCAAAACAACCGACCAGAGUCUAAGAACCCAUUUUGAGCAAUGGGGAACGCUCACCGACUGUGUGGUGAAGAGGGAUCCAAACACCAAGCAAUCCAGGGGCUUUGGGUUUGUCACCUACGCCACCGUGGGAGAGGUGGACGCUGCUAUGAAUGCGAGACCACACAAGGUGGAUGGAAAAGUUGUGGAAGCUAAGAGAGCCUUUUCUAGAGAAGAUUCCCGGAAACCAGGUGCCCUCCUAACUGUGAACAAGAUCUUCGUGGGUGGUAUUAAAGAGGACACAGAAGAACAGCACCUGCGAGAUUCUUUUGAGCAGUACGGGAAAAUUGAAGUGAUUGAAAUCGUGAUGUACAGAGGCGGUGGGAGAGGAAGAGCGUUUGCUUUUGUCACCUUUGAUGACUAUGACCCUGUGGACAAGAUUGUUAUCCAGAAAGACCAUAUUGUGAACGGCCGCCACUGUGAAGUGAGAAAAGCCCUGUCAAAGCGAGAGAUGGCUAGACUUCGAAGUGGUUCCGGAAACUUUGGUGGUGGUCGUGGAGGUGGUUUUGGCGGCAAUGGCAAUUUUGGUCGAAGGGGAUACUUCAGGGGUGGUGUUGGAUAUGUUGACAAUGGGGUAGGCUAUAAUGGAUUUGGCAACGAUGGAGGCAGUUUUGGCAGGAUCUCCCGUUCUUAUCGUGGUGGUGGCAAAUACUUUUCUAAACCAGCAAACCAAUAUGGCUGGCGUGCUUCCAGCACCAGCAGUGGUUAUGGCAGGGGAUGGAGGUUCCAAUUACUGGACACAAAGCUUAGCAGGAGAGGAGAGCCAGACAAGUAACAGGAGAGCUAUAGGUUACAACAGAUUUGUGAACUCAGACAUGCACAGUAUUGGAUGGGCAUAGCUACUCCAAAGAAGACAUGUGUUAGCAAAUACUCAUGUGUACUGGCAAAACCUCCAGGAAUGUGUUUGUGACUAAUUGUACAGCGGGUUACUUCAGUUUUGUACUGUGCAAAGUAUAAAGAUUUCCAACAGAGGGUUUUACUGUAGACUUUUUUCACCCAUGCUGUAGAUUGCCAACUGUAAUAUCUGAUCAUGAUGCUGAAUAAAAUGUGUCCUUCCUAAAAAAAAAUAAAAAGAGUA